This is a messenger RNA of Penicillium atrosanguineum, 1155 nucleotides long. RefSeq lists its product as uncharacterized. The record is from RefSeq and is a predicted model, not a curated record. The transcript has a single exon. Bases 1 to 1155 code for a protein of 384 amino acids. NCBI's taxonomy places the organism in Eukaryota, Fungi, Ascomycota, Eurotiomycetes, Eurotiales, Aspergillaceae.
AUGAGACUCUUCGCUUUCGGCUCCAACGGCUCCGGCCAACUAGCCCUUGGCCACAAAGAAGACGUCUCAUCUCCAACACAAUGCCUCUUCUCCUCCCCCACCAUCCCAGACGACGAGAUCAUCCACAUGGCUGCUGGCGGGAAUCACACUCUGCUUCUCACGAAGCGAGGAUGUGUCUAUGCUGCGGGCUGCAACUCCGAUGGGCGGUGCGGGCCUACGCCCUCCACUGCAUAUGAUGAGAGCACCGGCAGCGUCGAUAAAGAUGACUUACUUCGCUUUCGUCGCGUUCUUCUCACGGACGAGACGGGGUUACCUGUUGAAUUCUUCAAGUGUGUUUCUGCGACGUGGGAGGGGUCUGUUCUUGUUGCCUUGAACAAGGAGAACGAAGAUAGAAUCUUUGUUCUGGGUUCUUCUCCCAAGGGUGAACUUGGUCUUGGAUCUGGUGUUUCUUCUGCGAUGAACGGUAUGUCUCUGUCUCUUUCGUUGCCGCCGGGGACUAGCAUUACUGCGUUGGCGAGUGGGAUGGGUCAUUCUGUGGCUGUUACUUCGAAUGGAGAUGUAUUGGGCUGGGGCGGGGCACGGAAGGGCCAACUUGGUGAUUCUCUUAAGGGUCAGAAGAUUUUAUGGACACCCGCGAAAGUUGAGGGGAUCCCAUUCCGCGCAACGGCUGCCGUAUGCGGACGUGAGUUUACGGUCAUCGUUGGGCAGCGUGAAGCUGGGGAAUUUAUGGUUCUUGGGGAUCGAGGGAAUCGGUGGGGUAUUCUGAAUGUUCCUUCUUUAGGUGGGAUGGGGUAUAGUGAUAUUGGAGCUAGUUGGCAUGGUAUUUAUGUACAUAUUGCUCCAGAGGCGGGGAACUCCAAGGCGCCGGUUAUUGCUUGGGGUCGCGAUGAUCGUGGUCAACUCCCACCUCCGAGGUUGCCUGAGCCUGUUCAAGUUGCUGUUGGCAGUGAGCAUGUUCUUGCGCUUUUGGAGGGCGGAGAGGUUGCGACAUUUGGUUGGGGUGAGCAUGGGAACUGCGGCCCUGAUACGGAUGAGAAGGGGAAUGUGGCCGGCACGUUCAAUUUGGUUUCGUUGCCGGAUUCUGUGCGCGCUGUUGGUGCGAAGGUCGUUGGUGUUGGAGCUGGAUGUGCGACAAGUUGGUUGAACGUGAAAUGA